Racocetra persica is the source of this 423-nucleotide messenger RNA. The record is from the annotation of a GenBank genome assembly. Lineage: Eukaryota; Fungi; Glomeromycota; Glomeromycetes; Diversisporales; Gigasporaceae.
GUAACAAUAGCAUCGGCUCUUGGGUUUAUUGGAAUACCUCAAUUAGCUGACUAUUGUGCAAGUAAAUCUGCAUUGAUCGGUUUUCAUGAAACACUACGUCGUGAACUGGACAGUCGAUAUGAUGCAAAAAAUAUUCGCACAACAUUAGUUUGUCCUGGAGAAAUCAAAACUGGAAUGUUUGAAGGAGUAACUGUUAGAUUACCUUUUUUCACACCCUCGAUGCCUGCACUUGAUGUAGUAAAGCCUAUAAUCACCGCUUUGGAUAAAAAUGAAGGACAGGAUAUCAUUCUUCCAUUUUAUGUUAAUGUUUUAACAUUGUUGAGGUCCUUGCCGUCGUUUAUCCAAGAUCUUAUUUAUAAGUUAAAUGCUGGUGAUCGUUCAAUGUUAACAUGGAAAGGCAAAUAUAAGAAUAAAGAUCAAUAA